Messenger RNA from Fukomys damarensis (Damara mole-rat), 1127 nucleotides. Its product is annotated as structural maintenance of chromosomes protein 5. The transcript is spliced from 9 exons. Gene Ontology annotation, molecular function: ATP hydrolysis activity; ATP binding. Gene Ontology annotation, biological process: double-strand break repair via homologous recombination. NCBI's taxonomy places the organism in Eukaryota, Metazoa, Chordata, Mammalia, Rodentia, Bathyergidae. Gene Ontology annotation, cellular component: Smc5-Smc6 complex. The record is from RefSeq and is a predicted model, not a curated record. Bases 15 to 1127 code for a protein of 370 amino acids.
GCGGAGGAGGCAGGAUGGCGACCCCGGGCGGGAAGACGCCCACCCCGUCCCCCCUGGCUUCCAAGAGGGUACUCCCGGCAGAUCCUCCCUCCGAGGUCCCGCACAAGAGAAAGAACGCAGGGCCUCUGCAGUCGCGGCUGCCGUCGUCCGGGCCUUUCGUGGAGGGCUCCAUCGUCCGCAUCGCGAUGGAGAACUUCCUAACAUAUGACAUCUGUGAAGUAUCUCCCGGACCUCACUUAAACAUGAUUAUUGGAGCGAAUGGAACAGGGAAGUCAAGCAUUGUGUGUGCCAUUUGCCUUGGAUUAGCAGGCAAACCUGCUUUUAUGGGACGGGCAGAUAAGGUUGGAUUUUUCGUGAAGAGAGGAUGUUCCAAAGGCAAAGUUGAAAUUGAAUUGUUCAGGACUUCUGGAAAUCUUCUUAUCACCCGUGAGAUUGAUGUGGCAAAAAAUCAGUCCUUUUGGUUCAUCAACAACAAGUCUACAACCCAGAAAGUAGUAGAAGAGCAAGUUGCAGCCUUAAAUAUUCAAGUGGGCAAUCUUUGCCAGUUUCUACCCCAGGACAAAGUUGGAGAAUUUGCAAAACUCAGCAAGAUUGAACUCCUUGAAGCUACUGAGAAGUCAAUCGGUCCUCCAGAAAUGCACAGAUAUCACUGUGAACUCAAAAACUUCAGGGAGAAAGAAAAACAACUAGAGACCUCAUGCAAAGAAAAAACUGAAUAUCUAGAGAAAAUGAUUCAGAGAAAUGAAAGAUAUAAACAAGAUGUAGAGCGGUUCUAUGAACGUAAGCGACAUUUAGAUUUAAUUGAGAUGCUUGAAGCCAAAAGACCGUGGGUGGAAUAUGAAAAUGUUCGGCAAGAAUAUGAAGAAGUAAAACUAGCUCGUGACCGAGCGAAAGAUGAGGUCGAAAAACUUAAAGAAGGACAGAUCCCCAUUACACUUCGAAUUAAGGAAAUUGAAAAGCAGCGUUGUGAUUUGGAGGCUCAAAUCAAACAAAAGGCAACCGAUAUUAAAGAGACAUCUCAAAGAUGCAAACAAAAGCAAGAUGUUAUAGAAAGGAAAGAUAAACACAAAGCUCCUCAGCUGCCCCUCUCUGUUGCUCAUCCAGAAGUUACUGAAUCUCCUCUAUAA